Messenger RNA from Zophobas morio, 465 nucleotides. RefSeq names its product abnormal spindle-like microcephaly-associated protein homolog. Gene Ontology annotation, cellular component: spindle pole. Bases 97 to 465 code for a protein of 122 amino acids. The record is from RefSeq and is a predicted model, not a curated record. Gene Ontology annotation, biological process: mitotic cell cycle; establishment of meiotic spindle localization; spindle organization. NCBI's taxonomy places the organism in Eukaryota, Metazoa, Arthropoda, Insecta, Coleoptera, Tenebrionidae. The transcript is spliced from 5 exons. Gene Ontology annotation, molecular function: calmodulin binding.
GACUUUUUAGGACGCUCACUUUUAAUAGGCGAAUCGAGUUUUUCUAAACGUUUGCAUUAUUAUAGCUUCGACGUUCAAUGGGAACAAAACUUUUUUAUGGAGUAUGAAUAUGAAAUAUCAAGAAUAUCCAUGGACUUGCGCGACGGCAUUCGGUUGGCUCGUUUAUAUGAACUUUUAACCGGUGAUUCGCUGGUUUCUAAGUUGAAACCGAUUUUAAAUAAUAACGUUGAUGAGAGCAUGUCGAACAUUCAGCUUGUCUUGGGAGGUUUUACGUCACGUGGUAUGGUCUUUGAGAGCGAAUCAUUAUUGGCCUACGCCGUUGCUAACGGACACAGAGAAAGAACUCUUCAACUUUUAUGGGCUAUUGUUAUUUAUUUUGGCGCAACUUUCCAUCUAAACGAGGCGAUGGUGGCCAAAGAGCUUCAUUCGAUUGGUUCCAGCGUACUCUUUACUUUUUUGUUAUAG